Dibothriocephalus latus is the source of this 507-nucleotide messenger RNA. Lineage: Eukaryota; Metazoa; Platyhelminthes; Cestoda; Diphyllobothriidea; Diphyllobothriidae. The record is from the annotation of a GenBank genome assembly.
AUGUAUGUUGCACAUCUUCUGGCUCACGUGUGUUCAGUUAAAAAGGAUGCCCAAGUCGAACUGACAUUUUUGUAUCCAAACUUGGUCCAUGACGAUUUCGAUAACAGAGGCACAUGGACUCUCAUUUACAAUCAGGGUUUUGAGGCCACCAUUGCAAAUCGAAAGUGGCUUUUCAUGUUUGCCUUUGAUAACAAAACCGGCGAGUCAAUUUGCGACAAAACGUUGACGGGAUACAGUCACAAUGUCGUGGGUAAACAGUUCUGGCAAUUUGAAGCUGUAAAGAAGGUCCAUUCGGACAAUUUUCUAGGAUUCUCCUACGCUCUGCAGUCUCCGGUGCAACCACUUAAAACUCACCCCUCACUCCAGUCGCUGACUUCUGCAAUAAAUCAAGGGGAAUACUCCUGGACGGCAACCGUUUAUCCUGAUCAACUAAAACUCAGUCAUGAAGAUCUGAUAAGACGAAUGGGUGGCAAAAAUUCCCGACUUCCACGGUAUGUCAAUUAUUAG